ACUAACAUCUGUGCAAAUAUAUUUUAUGUUGAUGUUGUAAAUUAUUUAGUUUCCAUUAUAUAGUUGAUAAUCACUAGAAACUAUGCAUAUUAGUUUCGGUAACGAUAGUAUCCACCGUGAGUUUCACAGGCACACAAGCAUCUGAAUUAAUAAUGAAUUUACUUGUGACUGACGUGCAAUUCUAGCAAUACAGCUAUGAAUUCAUGUAAAUAUCAUAUCCGCGGCACAGAGAGUUUAAACGAACAAUUUGCAUUUUCAAAUUACAGACUAACACCGUAAAAUUCCUGAAGUUUAUUGUGCAAAUGUAAAAGCCUGUGAGCACACAGUUACGUAGCCCCGGCGACGAAAAGAAAGAUUACUCAAUUGCUUCGUCAUUUCAUAAGCCGUCGAAUUAUUGCCAAACUCUGCCGAGAAUCAGCUAAAAACCAGACAAAGCUAUUACCGACUAUCACUGUCGCGCAAAAUCCUAUUCUAAUGAAUCAUCGGACCGUGCAUAAUUUUUUUUUUUUUUAACAUCUUCGAGAGCAAGAAAUAUAUAUGGAAAGUUGACCGAAUUAGAAAACCGAAGCUUCACCUGCCACGGUUCUUCAAAUAUUUAUUUACACAGUGGCACUAUGUUUUCGAUAAACGCAAUGUUAAUGCAAUCUCGAUGAAAUAAUUCAUAAAGCAAUUCGUCAAAAAUAUUUCAUUACCCGUUAGCGAGGUACAUCGAUAAUAAUCAUUAAAUCAAAGGGAUAUAUUUCUAGAAAGAGAGGGAGAGAGAAAGAGAGCACUUGAUAUUACAUUGAAUCGAUAGAUUACAAUUCAGCCAGGAAUGAAUGUAUCAUGCGAGUGAACGCUACGCGGAAAUGCAAUAAAUUCAACAAUAAACUGUAUUGCCACGCUGGGAUGCGGCUAUUCAAGCGACAUAUUGACACUCGUUCGCUCUAUCGUCGAAAACGUGCAAUUUAUUACUCAUUAAUCUUGACAGUCUAAUUUACGUUGCCGAUCGAAUAUAUGAUAGAACGGAUUUCUUUAAUGGAAUCGAUUAAAAUCAAGAUGGGGAACAAUUGUAGCUCUAUAAUUGUAGAAUUAUGUCACACAUUUUUCGAGCCGAUUGAAAACUUGAUUAAAAAAAGAAAAAAAAAAAAAUGGCAAAAUAUUCGCGCGAUUUCGUCAAUGUAAAAUGUAAAGAAUUUGUCACAGAGUCGUUUCGAUCGAUUUUUUUGCACACUAGGACUUGAUCUCGGACAGAGAACGCGAGUUUUGCAAGGUAUUUUUGUCAACAUUUUUGUAAUACAGUAAAACGUCCGUAGUAUCGUGAUUGGCUGUGACGAAUACUAGAGCUACAACGAUUUUUGAAGAAAUCGGUUCAGCGAACGCAACUUCGCCUCUCACUGUACUGAAAUUACCGGCAAGCCAUGACAAAUAAAUUAAUGCUUUAACGAGUUCUCUCUGUCCCUCGCGUGUUGAACGCUCUUAUAAAAUAGGAUUUUCGCGAUCCAAGUAAUCAGUCUAUCGGUGAUCCUUCGAAGGAGCAAGCAUGGCAUUGAUACAGAAUCUGAUUGUGUUUGUCUGCUUCACGAUCGUCUUUGCUAGUGCCCGGCCAAAAAUGCAUCACGAAGGUGAUGGUCAUGGUCACGCGCAUUCCUUUCAUCAUUUUUCUGGUCCUGUCGAGGGCCAUCACGAGGAGAUCAGUUGGAAAGACAAACACGGCCACCAUCAGCACGACUACAAGGCUCAUCCCAAGUAUAAGUUCGCUUAUGGUGUGGAUGAUAAACACACUAAGGACUACCAUGGACAGAAGGAGCAUCGCGACGGGAAAGAAGUCGAGGGAGAAUAUCACCUUCACGAACCUGGCGGCAACGUGAGAACUGUGAAAUAUCAUUCUCAUCCUCACGGUGGUUUUUUCGCGGAGGUUCACAAUCAUGGAGGGAAUGAUCACUCUGGUGGUACUUACGGUGGACACAAGCACAGAUAGAUAACAUGAUGUCGUUGUUAUUACAUUCACAUUGUUAUUGUUGCUGUACCGAUAUUGUUGUUUGUUGCAUCCACAUUGUAUACUUUAUCAGAAAGUAGAGUAAUAUAUCUUGUUAUUACGUCACGUUAAUAAAUAUCGAGCACAAAAUUUGCAUCGGCAAGCGAAUUAAAUUUCCACCGGAAUUGCAUAGUUGGUCGCCAACUUCUUCAGUUUUAUUUCUCUUUCGGAGAAUGCAAGUUAUAAAAGUGCAUCAGCUAAUAUCUUCCCUCGCGGACUGAGUAAUU
This is a messenger RNA of Frieseomelitta varia, 2244 nucleotides long. It is a transcript of the gene CPR11, whose product is annotated as adult-specific cuticular protein ACP-22-like. Lineage: Eukaryota; Metazoa; Arthropoda; Insecta; Hymenoptera; Apidae. The record is from RefSeq and is a predicted model, not a curated record. The transcript is spliced from 4 exons. Bases 1523 to 1960 code for a protein of 145 amino acids. Gene Ontology annotation, cellular component: extracellular matrix.